Messenger RNA from Pseudovirgaria hyperparasitica, 1911 nucleotides. RefSeq names its product YagE family protein-like protein. The record is from RefSeq and is a predicted model, not a curated record. NCBI's taxonomy places the organism in Eukaryota, Fungi, Ascomycota, Dothideomycetes, Acrospermales, Acrospermaceae. The coding region runs from base 280 to 1911 and encodes 543 amino acids. The transcript has 3 exons.
GUGAGCAGUCCGAAGCCUUCCGCAAGCACCGGCUUAUCUACAUUCCGCACUGGUGUUGAGUUGGCAUCUAGGCUAUCUUUAGGCUAGCACGUGUGCACCCUGAUUCGUCAAAGCUACUCAAUGAUCUCAAGCUCAGCCUAAAACAACUAACACGGUGUGCCCCAAUGAUCUCGUGGAAUCUUAUCGCCAACAAUUAUCGCAGCCCCUCAAUGCGGUUGAGGUCUUCUCUCUUCCAACUCUACGCUGUGUCAGGGACGUAAAGAGUCAAUCUCAUCAGCAAUGGCGACAGCGACGAAGACCAAGCGAGGUCCAACGGUCUUGGUCACAGACUCUAGAGAAGCCUCAUCCGGGCGUGUACAACCUCGACCAUCCCCUCCUCGCUUCACAGUAGACGGCAUUCUUGGGUACGCCUCCGAAAUUCCCUCAGCUCAGAGACGAGGCCCUCCUCCUCGACCUCUCCACACACGAACGCCCAGUGGCAGACAUCCGUUAGACCCUAAACUCGCAGGACGUCUCGUUCCGCAACAUAUGCCAACUAGAACAUCCAAGGUCUCCGAAAAACUUGUUCUUCUUCCAGAUACAGUUGAAGAAGAUGACGAAAAGCUUGGACUAUCAGGUGAAGAGGACGGUCCACCCACAGACGAAGACCUGGAACAGAUGAGAGCCCCAAUGGGUGGUUUGAAAGAUAGAAGCUACGCGGAGAGGAUGCCUAAAGCUAAGCGAACGGAAAAGCUGGCUCGUGUAACAGCAUAUUGCACAGCCCAGGCCUAUAAGAUGAGAUCGACGGCAGAGUUUAUUAAGAAGCAGCACAGCGCUCGAACGAAGCUUUACGACGAUUGUCUAUACUGUGUAUAUCACCUGCCGCUUCUCCCAGGUCAUGAUGGCUACAGAGUUCGGAGCAGUCCUGUCUUGAAGAACCCGGGCGGUAGAUCAAUACUGGACGAGGAGAUUGAGCGAAAUGAGCGACGGGAGUAUCACGAAGGAUAUUUUGGCGAGACAGAACAAUACGGUGUGGGUGCCAGUCGACAUUCUGAAGAUCAUCCGAUGGACAACUCCCCUCGCCGAUCCUCAUCACCACCAAGGAUCGCACCAGAUGCGACCACCUUUGGAGAGAUGUUUGUGUUUAGCUAUGGUGUGGUGGUAUUUUGGAACUUUACGGAAAGGCAAGAGAAAGAUAUUCUAGCGGACCUCACCUUCUCAUCAUCAGAGACAGGUGUAUCCCUGGUUACUCGGCCGCAGGAAGAGGAAGACUUUGAGACAGAGGAGUUCCAUUUCGAGUACAAUCCAUACAUUGCCAGGCCGCGCAUGUUCAAUGAUAUGAUUACACUGAGGAGCGGAGAUCAUAUGAUUAAGCUGGCUAUGAGUCACGCGAUAGCGCAAAGCACCAAACUGAGUUUCUUCGAAGAGCGCAUGGCUCACACCAUGUUAGAGGCUCAAUACGUCCCACGACGUCUUGCGUUGACUGGCAAUUUGGGCAUGAAACGAGAGGACGUCGUAAAGAUUCUAGGGCGACUAUUCACCAGUCGCGUCGAUGUCAACCUCUCGUCGAACAUGCUCGACGUACCAAACUUCUUUUGGGACGCCGAGCCGACUUUGCAUCCGCUCUACGCCGCUGUCCGCGAAUAUCUCGAGAUCAAGCCUCGUAUUCAGGUCUUAAACGAGCGUUGUCGCGUAUUUCUCGACCUCGCAGAGAUUCUUUCCGACUCCAUUGCAGACAAGAAGAUGACCAGAAUCACCUGGAUCAUCAUUGUUCUCAUUGUCCUCAGUAUACUGGUCACAUGUACUGAAGUUUUCCUGCGGUUUGGUAUCCUAGCUGGGAAGAAGCACGGUGCAGACACCGGCAAUCUCGUUAUCAAUGCCUUCCAAGAGAAUGCAACUGGUGGUAUUGGUGCUCUGGUUGGAGAAUUAUAG